GCCCUCGGACCCGGAAGUGGGCCGAAGCGCCUGGCCUACGGCGGCCGCGGCUCGGGCUCCGGGGUCGGGGCGGCGGCAUGGAGGCGCCGCUGUCGCCGCGCGAGUCGGCGAGGCUCGUGGCCGAGAACAGUCGCGACGUGCUGGUGGACCGCGAGGGCGUGCGCCGGGCGGCCGAGCUGCUGCUGCCCGCGGCCGCGGCGUGGCGCGUGGAGCAGUGGAAGUCCCUGCACGAGCUCAACCCGCGCGGCGCGGACGCGGCGGCGCUCGACUGGGUGUUCGUGGUGGACUCGCUCAACUUCUCCUUCUGGGCCGAGCGGGAGGAGAGCAAGUGCGAGGUGCGCUACGGCGGGACCGCCUACACCGGCUACUGGGCGCUGUGCGCCGCCGUCAACCGCGCGCUCGACCAAGGGAUCCCAGUAACUAGCGCCACCUACUACGCCACAGUGACCCUCGAUCAAGUGCGGAAUAUAUUUCGUUCAGACACAGCUGUGCCCAUGCCUUUAAUGGAAGAGAGACAUAGAAUUCUCAAUGAAACUGGGAAAAUUCUGCUGGAGAAGUUUGGAGGCUCUUUUCUUAAUUGUGUCCAAAGAAGUGGAAGAAGCGCCCAGACGUUAAUGCGCCUGAUUGUUGAGAACUUUCCUUCUUACCGAGACGAGGCACAGUUUGAGGGGAGAAGGAUUUCCUUUUACAAACGAGCACAGAUCCUCGUGGCGGACACGUGGAGUAUGCUGGAGGGGAAGGGAGAUGGCUGCUUCCACGACAUCUCCAGCAUCACCAUGUUUGCGGACUACAGGCUGCCUCAGAUUCUCGUGUACCUUGGAGCCCUGAAGUACUCCGAUGACUUAUUAAAGAAGCUUCUCGAAGGAGAGAUGCUCUCAAAUGGAGAUAAACAAGAAGUGGAAAUUAGAGGUUGCUCCAUUUGGUGUGUUGAGCUGAUCCGGGACCAUCUUCUGGAGCUUCUUGAAAAAAGGGGAGAGAAACCUCCUGUUGAGAUCAACUCGAUUCUUCUGGACUAUCACCUGUGGGACUAUGCCCGAGAGCACAGGGAAGACAUGAAGGGAGUCCCAUUUCAUCGCACACGCUGCAUAUACUACUGACCCUGAGCAUUGUGGGGCCAGUUGAGACACUUGCACUUUAGAUCCUAGUCACUUCAGAACUCUGAUUCACUACAAAGAUAGAAAUCAUGCUGGCUGCUGAUGAUGCAUGAUUUUAGUCCCAGAGGCAGGUGGAUCUCUGUGAGUUCAAGGAGAGCCUGGUCUACAGAGUGACUAUCCAUUCGCCAUUUUUUCCCUUGGCAUAGCAUUGUGUGUUCCCAUAAUCGUACUGUAUAGCAUCCAGUGAUAGUGACCAUGUCUUCAGAUGGUAGCUUUUCUCAACUGGUGAUCAUUUAGUCUCUUCCUUCUUUCCCAUUGUCUUAAUGGUCCUGGGGAUUAAACCUUGUGUGUGCUAGGCAAGUGCUCUACCACUGAGUCACAUUCCCAGCUUAGUUAUUUUCUGUUUGCUACAAUAAUUACAUAUAUAUAUAUACACACACACACACAUACACACACACACACUUUUUUUUUUUUCCGAGACAGGGUUUCUCUGUGUAGCCCUGGCUGUCCUGGAACUCACUCUGUAGACCAGGCUGGCUUUGAACUUGGAAAUCUGCCUGCCUCUGCCUCCUAAGUGCUAGGAUUAAAGGUGUGCGCCACCACUGCCCGGCAUAAUAAUUUAAUAUUAAAUAGAAGUAGUUUGAUGUAUGACUAUUGCUCUUAUAAAAAUCAACUGUGAACACUUGAUAUGAUGGCACAUACAUUAAUCCCAGAAUUCAGAAGAUGGAAGCUGGAGGAUCAUGAGUUCUAGACCAUCCUGGACCACCCAAAAAGCAAAAAUGAAGAGAUGCUUCUCCAGUUCAGAGCAUUUGCUUCUGUCUUGUAGAGGGCAUGAGUUUGGUUCCCAGCACGCACGUUGGGCACUAACAGCUCCUGGUAACUAGCUCCAAGAGAGUCAGUGCUCUCUGCUGGACUCCACUGCCUCACAUGCACAUAAGUAAAAUAAAAAGUCUUUUUAGAAUAGGGCUGUGAACACUGUGCAGGUCGGGGAGUGCUUGCCUACGAUGCCAAAGGCCCCAAGUUCAGUCUCCAGCACUGGAUAAAACCAAAUGUGUGAUGGAUGUCACCUACCAGGAAUCCCAGCAUUGAGGUGACAGGAAGGUCAGAAAUUGACUAUCAUCAGCCUCAGCCAAACUGGCCAACCUAGAAAACUUACACCUUGUAUUAUUUUAAUACAGCAUUUUAAUCAAUUCAUUGAGAAUUUUUUACACUACUUUGAUCAUUUUACUCCCUAACUCCUCCCAGAUUCGCCCUCACCUCACUAACCCCAAGACCUGAUUUUAGGAAAAAUAAAAAAACAUCAAUAUUGACA
Mastomys coucha (southern multimammate mouse) is the source of this 2406-nucleotide messenger RNA. RefSeq names its product chromosome unknown C9orf64 homolog (gene Qng1). Lineage: Eukaryota; Metazoa; Chordata; Mammalia; Rodentia; Muridae. The coding region runs from base 78 to 1097 and encodes 339 amino acids. The transcript is spliced from 4 exons. The record is from RefSeq and is a predicted model, not a curated record.